Danaus chrysippus (African queen) is the source of this 1644-nucleotide messenger RNA. The record is from the annotation of a GenBank genome assembly. NCBI's taxonomy places the organism in Eukaryota, Metazoa, Arthropoda, Insecta, Lepidoptera, Nymphalidae.
CUGACACGUAACCCCAAACACUGUCAAGUACUAUUGGAUGAAGUGGAUAAAUUCUGUGAGUGGACGGAUAGAUUGAGGACAAAACCCAGUAAAUGUCAUUGUCUGUGUCUUGGUAGGCGGAAUACAAGAUACACCUCAUACGAUCCGGGACUAUCGUUAGGCGGUCAAUGCAUUUCUACGGUUACGGAAAAUGCACCAUUUAAAUUUCUCGGUCGUAAGAUUGAUAAUAUAGGCCGUACUCCAUCUUUAGAAGGAAUAGUAGAUAGCUUUUUGAACGAUCUUAACAAGGUAGAUAGCCAACUGAUAAGUAAUGUCAAAAAAGCGUGGAUCUACGAGAAUUACUUAACUUCACGUUUGAAUUGGCCUUUCCUCGUCUAUGAUUUUAAUAAAACCCUUUUGUCAAAGUUAGAUGCAGGCGUCAUAAAGAUGUUGAAGUUGUGGCUCGGGCUCGCUCUAACGGCUGAUUCAUCGGCGUUAUUUAGGGGAAGCAAUAGAUUUGGGAUGAGUCUAAAAAGGCCAUCGGAGCUCCAUAAACACCUAAGAGUUUCCAAGAGAUAUAUCCUGGGGAAAUCCCAUGAUGACAUAGUGACAUCGCUCCCAAAAGAUGAAGAUGCCCCCGAGCUAGAGUCACGACUUCAACUCCAUAAGCAAUUUAUGAUAGGAGCACAGAGUGUCAGAGCGGGGUUAGGAUCAAAUAGGAAAGUCCAAGAUGCGGAUAUAUUGAAGUCUUUUAUUCGGCAAGACGAGAAUGAUAAAUAUAAGAUCCAUGCAAUGAAUUUAGAAAUGCAGAACGAGUGGUUAGACAUAGGAGAUUUUUGCAUCCCAUUAGCAUUAAAAUGGCGCACUUUAAUUUAUGAUUGGUCGCCAGCAUUGCUAAAAUUCUAUCUCAAUGCUUUCCAGAUGACUCUCCCAGAUCAGAGUAAUUUAGUAAGAUGGGGUAAAAGUACCGAAAAAACUUGCUAUAUCUGUGGAAAGGCAGUUGGAACUGCUAAGCAUCUGCUGGUGGGAUGUAAGGUACUCCUGGACAGCGGUCAAUACUCGCGUCGUCACGAUAGGGUUCUCGAAGUCAUACGUGAAGCGGUUAGUCUUUCGGUAGCCAGAGCGCAAAAGGAAAUAACCACAAACGAACGAUCAGUAGGUUUUGUGAGAGAAGGCACUAGGACUACAAAAUCAAACGUCAAGCUUUACUCCAUCCUUAAAGUGGUGUCGGAUUGGACUAUAAUGAUGGACACGUAUGAAAAGCAAUAUAAAAUCCCCGAGGAUAUUUGUGCGUCGGCCUCCAGACCGGAUAUAUUUUUGUUUUCGCGAAUUUUAAAGCGCGUAGUGAUGAUAGAGCUAACGGUCCCUUGGGAAACCAACAUCCCCAAAGACCAUACCAUCAAGGUCAACAAAUAUUACGAGCUCACAAACGAACUCACUCGAAAUAGGUUCGUAGUAGAUUUGUACGCGGUAGAGGUGGGAGCGAGAGGUAUAACAGCGAAAUCUCUCUACAACCUACUAAAGGACUUGGGCUUGUCCAGAACUCACAUUAAUUCAUUCUUGGAACGUAUAUCGAAGGCAGCCCUAGUAGGUUCUUUUCAAAUUUGGUUAGGUAGGGAGAGGAGCUUGGACAGUGGAGGUGAGCGUAUAACGCGCGUUAGUUAA